Molecule: messenger RNA, 1936 nt
Organism: Pogoniulus pusillus (Red-fronted tinkerbird)
Lineage: Eukaryota; Metazoa; Chordata; Aves; Piciformes; Lybiidae
Gene: SENP3
Product: SUMO specific peptidase 3
Exons: 11
Coding region: 781-1767 (328 amino acids)
Biological process (GO): protein desumoylation; proteolysis
Cellular component (GO): nucleus
Molecular function (GO): deSUMOylase activity
Source: RefSeq, a predicted model, not a curated record
CCGCCCCUCUCUGCGUGCGUGACGCACCCUGAUGACGCCAUCGGGCGGCGCCGGCGGCCGCGGGGAGGCGGCGGCGGCUGAGGGAGCCCCGGGCCAAUGAAGGAGGCUCUGGCAGCUCGGCAGCUCUGGGGGGGGGGGCCAGGAGGACCUCGCCAUUUCCUGCCCCCCCCUCCCCAUGAUCCCCCCGAGGACCCCCCCCCCUACCCUUUCCCACCCUCCCCUUUCCUGGGGAGGGGUCCCAGUAGGGACCCCUCCCUCGCUUUAUUUCCCCCCCCCUUCCUGGGGCCCCUCCCCUCGUGUUGAUUCCGAGGAGGAGGAGGAGGAAGAAGAAGUAAAACGAGGGGGGGCUGGAAGGGGGAGGGGAGGGCCCGGAAAAGUAGGGGGGACUCAAAAAUGGACCCCUCCUAAAUGGAGACCCCCCCUGAGGGGGCUUUUUAUGCCCCCCCCGCGCCGGAGACCCCUCCCCAAACGCAGGCUUCGAGCACUCAGGGCCCUGAGGAUGCUGCUGAGGGGGGGGGGCCCUUGGAGCUUCCCUUUGAAACGGGGGGGGGCCCUGCGAAGGAGACCCUCCCGGAAGCGACCCCCCCCCCCCUUUGUCUCCCGAGGAGCAAGAAAAGGGGGGGGCAGACCCCCAGACUCCCCCCCCAGAGGAAGAUUUGCCUCCCCCGCCUCUGGCUGAACCCCCCUUCCCCCCCCCUUUAUUUGGGGAGUUGGAGGAGGGGGGGGAACACCCCCUAAAUAAUGAGGGGGGGGCGCUGAUGGGGACCCCCCCAGGGCUCGAUGGGGGAGAAGGCCCCCUCCCCAAUGGCUUUGGGGGGGGGGGGGGCAGCCCCCUGCAGCCCCCCCGAAGCUGCCAUCUUGAUCAGCAACGUUUGCAGCAUGGGGGGAGGCACUGAAGGACCUCCCCCGACAGGCACUCCCCCACCCCCCCAAAUUCGAGGAGCGGGUCCCCAAAAUAGCCCCCCCCUGAGAGAGGAACACGUCAGCUGCGUGCAGAGCAUCCUGGACGAGUUCCUGCAGGCCUACGGCAGCCUCAUCCCGGUCAGCGCCGAUGAGGUGGUGGAGAAGCUGGAGGACAUCUUCCAGCAGGAGUUCAGCACCCCCCAGAGGCGCGGCUCGGUGCAGCAGCUGAUGCAGUCGUACCAGAGGCUCCCUGGCAAUGCUCUGCUCCGCGGCUUCCGCGUCAGCUACAAGCGCCACGUCCUGACCAUGGAUGACCUCCAGACCCUCUAUGGCCCCAACUGGCUCAACGACCAGGUGAUGAACAUGUACGGGGACCUGGUGAUGGACGCAGUGCCCGACAAGGUGCAUUUCUUCAACAGCUUCUUCUACGACAAGCUGCGGACCAGAGGCUAUGAGGGGGUCCAGCGCUGGACCAAGAACGUGGACAUCUUCGGCAAGCAGCUGCUGCUGAUCCCCAUCCACCUGGAGGUGCACUGGUCCCUGGUGGCCGUGGACGUGGGGCGGCGACGAAUCACCUACUUCGACUCCCAGCGCACCCUCAACCGGCGCUGCCCCAAGCACAUCUGCCGUUACCUGCAGGCAGAGGCCGAGCGCAGGCAGAGACCUGACUUCAGCAGGGGCUGGAGGGGGGCGUUCAAAAUGAACGUUGCCAGGCAGAACAAUGACAGCGACUGCGGAGCCUUCGUGCUGCAGUACUGCAAGUUCCUGGCCCUGGGCAGACCUUUCAGCUUCACGCAGCAGGACAUGCCCCAGCUGCGGCGCCUCAUGUACAAGGAGCUGUGCCACUGCAAGCUGGCACUCUGAGCGGGCACCCCUGGCACCCGGGGGGGAGGGGGAGCGGGGGGAGCGCCCCCCCAGAAAAAACUGCCCUGGGAAGUGGCUCCCCCUCUCCCCCCACCCCCCCCUCGGCUCCUUCUCUGUGUCUCCUCCCGGAGGGUUUUUAGUGGAAGCAAAUAAAAAGUGAGGGUUUGGA